Molecule: messenger RNA, 11256 nt
Organism: Schistocerca gregaria
Lineage: Eukaryota; Metazoa; Arthropoda; Insecta; Orthoptera; Acrididae
Product: mitochondrial Rho GTPase-like
Biological process (GO): regulation of mitochondrion organization; mitochondrion organization; small GTPase-mediated signal transduction
Cellular component (GO): mitochondrial outer membrane
Molecular function (GO): GTPase activity; GTP binding; calcium ion binding
Source: RefSeq, a predicted model, not a curated record
UAUGCAAAUUUUCGCCGGGGAGGGUGAAGGAUUAACUAAAUUUGUUUUGAAAGGUUGGGCGAGAGUAGAGUGUUGUGACAAUAGUUUUUCAAUUGUGCUUUAUAAACUGUAUUUUCUUUAAUGUGGUUUUACCCACUUACGACGUUGCAGUUCUGCACGUUAUGACAUACUUAGCUACAGUUGUAGGUGUAGUGGUUUACUAAAGCAUCCAGUGUUGAAUGUAUUUCGUUAAGCUGCGGAGAGAAGUUUUUCGAACGUUCCUUCACAUCUUCUAGUGAACGGUGGACAGAGUGAAUCAUCAUGUCAAGUCGUUGUAUUAAUAAGCUGUGACACUUUGGACGUCAAAGUAUUGUUGGCUUCAUGAAAGCCUGUAUAGCUGUUAUCAGAAUAUCAUGAGGACCACUGAUUCUGAAGAAGGAAACGAAACAUUGCUUUACCCAUUACAUACUUCAAGAAGGAGAACUGUCUAGCAAACAUUCCUACUGUAGAAGCUAACAUGAUGUUCCGCUCUGGGAUGCGUCGGAAUGUUAGAAUGCUUCUUGUCGGUGAAAGAGGGGUUGGAAAAACAUCGCUUAUCCUCUCACUCGUCAGUGAAGAAUUUCCUGAAGACGUACCUAGCAAGGCGGAAGAAAUUAUAAUCCCACCAGAUGUUACACCUGAACAAGUACCUACACACAUUGUAGAUUAUUCAGCUGCUGAACAGUCAGAAGAAAUGUUAACUGAUGAAAUUCAACGCGCCCAUGUCAUAUGUAUUGUGUAUUCCGUGGAGGAUGAAAUAUCAUUUGAGAAAAUAACUACAUAUUGGCUACCACUCAUAAGAGAAUGUAAUCCAGAUCGUCGCUGCCCUGUGGUUCUUGUUGGAAACAAAGUUGAUUUGGUAGACUAUUCCACUAUUGAAAGUAGUAUCGGUGUUAUGGAUGAAUUCCCAGAAAUUGAAAGCUGUGUUGAGUGCUCGGCGAAGACCCUGAAGAAUAUCUCGGAGAUGUUUUACUAUGCACAGAAGGCCGUCCUGCAUCCAACUGCUCCACUUUACACCGUGGAGCGGCAAGAUCUCACAGAAGAAUGUAAGGCAGCCCUAACAAGAAUUUUUAAGAUCUGUGACGUGGACAAUGAUGAGUUACUAAAUGAUGAGGAACUAAAUUUUUUCCAAAAACGGUGUUUCAAUGCUCCAUUGCAGCCACAGGCAUUAGAAGAUGUAAAAUCUGUUUUAAGACGCAAUUUAUCAAAUGGAGUUUCAGGAAAUGCAAUCACAAAAAAUGGUUUUCUGUUUCUUCACUGCCUCUUUAUUCAGAGGGGAAGAAAUGAAACAACUUGGACUGUGCUACGCAAAUUUGGAUAAACACGCGAUCUAUGUCAAAUAGCGCAAGAAUUCCUGCAUCCACCUCUUCGAGUACACAGUGGCUGUACCACGGAACUGAGUCACAAGGGUCAACAGUUCCUUUCUACAUUAUUCAAUCAUCAUGACAAGGACAAAGAUGGAGCCCUUUCACCCAAAGAAUCUGAAAGUCUCUUCUCAGCAUGUCCUGUUCCUCUUUGGGGCAAUGACGUGUGCAACACUGUUGUAACAAAUUCUCAGGGUUGGAUUACCUUGCAAGGUUACAUGUGUCAGUGGACAUUGAUCACAUUGCUUGAUGUGCAAAAAACAUUUGAGUACUUGGCUUAUCUUGGAUACAACAUUAUUGAAAAUGAAAACCAGCUGUCGGCUGUAAUAGUUACAAGAGAGAAACGUCUAGAUCUACUGAAGAAGCAAUCUGGACGCAAUGUGUACCAGUGUCAUGUAAUCGGUCCCAAAGGAUCAGGGAAAUCAAUGUUUUGUCGAAGCUUUAUAGGUCAAACAGUUGAAACAGUUACUGAGACAGGGUUGCUUGAUAAUCCACAAUGCACAAUAAACACUGUGCAGGUAUAUGGACAAGAGAAGUACUUAAUGCUGCGUGAUAUUGAUGUGCGGAAUGUUUCUGAACCAUUAACUCCAUCGGAAGUACAAUGUGAUGUAGCCUGCCUAGUUUAUGAUGUCAGUGAUCCAAAAUCCUUUGAAUACAUUGCCCGAUUAUUUUUGAAAUAUUUCAUCGAUACAAAGAUCCCAGUUCUGAUAGUUGCUAACAAAAGUGAUUUGGAGGAGGUACAUCAAGAUUAUUUACUGCAGCCUUCCAGCUUCUGCAGUCGAUAUAAAUUACCACCACCACAUCCAUUCACAGCAUCAAAGAAAAUUAAACGAGACAUCUAUGUUAAACUGGCAACAAUGGCUGCAUUUCCCAACCUACGUCGCUUGGUUCAUGUUCUUUUAUUGCGAUCACAACCCAGUGAAUGGUUCAAUCAAUACUUCAGGCAUUUGAAACAUUUGAAUAUAUUCAACGGUGAUUCAGCCGUUUGGUGGAAGGCGGGACUUGGGAUUGCUGCAGCUACUGCUGUGGGACUGCUUGUCGUUAAAGUUCUCAAAGCUGAACGAAGAUAGUCUUCCAGUUGCAGAUACAAUAAUGGAGAAAAUUCUCUUUGUGCAAUAAAUUUUCUAUAAUCAUUAUUUAACAGUAAUUUAUACUGUGCAUAUAUUUUUGUACAUUCAUAUUAUAAAUAUGCUGGGCCAAAUAUGCAAAGGGGAAGAAAAAACUACCUUUCAAGAGUACAAAGCUCAUAAUUAUUGCACCUGUAAAUUUGGUGUAAAGAUUAUCUGGCUGCUGCAGUUGAUUUUUAGUUUUUGUACAUAUUUAAUAUAAAUAUCAGAAGUCAUCAAUAUUAUUAACAUGCUGUGUGUAUUUUAUUAAAAUCAUUAACAUUUUCAUGAGUAAAUAAUUUAUGGCAUGUGUGUAUGACAAACAUGUCAGUUUAUCAUCAUUGUGAAUAUGGUUUUUUGAACUUUUAGAAAGUAGCUAUCAAACAAGUAAGUGCUCAUUCACUUUAAGUGACUGAAUACUGUUUUCAAGGCAUAUUGUGUUGUUUAUUGCUAAAAAGGUAAGAGUCAUUUUCAGUUAUAGGUGGAUGCUGCAGUGUCUGUAAAUGAGUAUUAUAAAUGAAGAAUCUAGCUACAGAACGUAGAGUCAAAGUGUAUGAGAAAAAUACUCGCUGAAAUUACAACAGUUGUAGUACAACUAACAAAAACACUGGAAAGUAGAUAUGGACCUCAGAAAUAAUGUAACCUGAGACUGGUAUCGUAGAAUCUGUUGUGGUAUACAGAAUAAUAUGUGGAUGAGAGUAAUAAUUAGCAGCAGAAAGGAAAACUUUGUCCCUACCGAAGUUACAUUGGAUGCUGGUUCACUUUUUACUGUCCUUUCUUUAUUCCGUGGCCUUUCUAUGUGUGUAGUUCUUUUGCUAGUUACACCACAGCAGUUGUUUUUCUGGGUAUAACUGUUUGUUUAUUUAAUAUGCUGAUGGCAAUAUGAGUGCUGUAUACUUUUUUUUUUUUUUUUUGUAUAUGUGGUAAAACGACAAAAUUCUAGAGAUUUUCAUUCUUCACACAAUAGGACAGAUGACCCCUCUGAAGCACAUGGUCUUGACAUACUGUGUACAUUCAGUAUAGGUAACUAAAUGAUACUUGUAACAGGAGUGAAAAGUUCACUAGCCACUAUUACUUGUGUUUGCAUUCAUGUGUAGUCUUACAGUUUUGUAAGAUAGGUUUUAAAUCAAACCAGACACUGAAAAACUAGUUUAAUUUUUUCUGUAUUUCAUAAUUGUAUGCAUAUACCACUGCAUUACACACUGUAUCUUGAGCUCUAAAAAGGAGUAUAAGUCUACCUUGCUUAGAAUUGAAACUUAAGCAUACACUCAAAUCCUCCUUUAAACAUUUUAUUUCUCAAUGUAUGAUAUGUAUAUGUGCAUCGGAGACGUGUAAAACAAUAGGUGCUAAAUUAACCCAGUAAAGCUUUACCCUUGCUGAUGAUAGUAUAGUAUGCAAUUAAUGCUCAGAAUAUAGGUUUUGUAAGUCAUAGGACUCAUUUUAAUUAUUAUGCUCAAGUCACAGUUUUCUGGUAUUUAUGAGGGACAGGCACAUCUACAGCAGUUGUACUUAAUAUGUGGUUAAUUUGUGUUUGGUGUAGUAUUGAAUGUAACAACAAAAGUAAUACUGUUUUUCCCAUACUAGUCACUUAAUGAGAAUGUUGUGUAGGUUAUAUUUAUUUAUAAUUUAUUAUUUAAAUUAUUUGCUUGUAUCUAGUAGUUUCAGUCUAUAAAAUUAUGUUCAUAAUUUGUUGUUAAAUUUUUAUGAGUAAAUUAUUUUAUAUAUAGUGGUUAAGAAAAUAUGAACUUGUGGCAAGAGGCAGAGACUGACUGACUGACUUUCAAUUCUUUCUUGUCUAGCAGCAUAAAAGAUACUGCAGCUCUUUCAAGUUAAUUAUGCAUUUUAGUUACAAUGGUGCUAGUGAAUAAAUAUGUUAAUCCAGUGUGGAGUAUUAUAACAAAUAUCAAUUCUAAGUGUUAUUGUUAACCUGUGCAACUGACAGAUGUUUAUCUGUCAGCAAGGUGCCGUUAUUUCAAGGGUCAGUUUACACGUGUAGAUAAGUGUCUGUUAACACAACUGACAUUUAUAGUAUGUUUGCAAUGUAAAAGUUAAUGUACUGCGCAGUUAUGAUGAAGACUGCAUGAGCAUUGGUUCUAAGAUUUUUGUUUAUGAGGAAAGCAUAGUUAAUAACAAAGGGACAUGCGUAAGUAAUGGUACAAAUCUGUCGCGUAUGGUAUCCAUGUAGUGAAUUCGUGUAUGUCUCCAUAUUCUUCAAAAACCAUUUCCCUAUGGUGAGGUAAUUAGUUGCUACAGUUUGGGAAGAAAAAAAAUUAUAAGAGUGUAGUAGUGCAGUGAAAGCAGAUAAUAAAAUUGCUUACAAACCCAUGUGUGUUGUUAUGGUGUAAUCAGUGAGAAGUGGGCAUUUAGGAAACAGAAAUGACAAUGACUUGGUGACAUUAAUCAUUACAUUGCUGAAUUCAUUGAGGAUGAAUUAUUACUUUCUGUUCUUAUCAGGGAUGAAUGGCAUUUUGAGAUGGGGAUAAACGGUUAGAAUAAGCAACAUAUCGGACAACAACAAAGGUGGUUUUUAGAUACAUAUCUUAGAACUGCCAAGCUUUAUGCGUAAUUACAUUAUUGUUUUGUGUUUGGGGGGACAUUCUCAUGUACUUGACAGAGUGCUCAUAUCACGAGCAUCAUAUCACUGAGAAACCAGUCAACAAGGAAAUAACUCAUAAUCACUAUUGUAUUUGUAGUUUUAUUGACUUUUUGGUCAUGUGAACAGGAUUAACACACAAGCUGUUUUCCUCUCUUCCCUUUCCCUAGUCCUUCUCCUUUCCUUUUCUUUGUCUUUUCAACAUGUUUCUUUUUUCUGUGUACUUGUCAGUAACAGUUGAUGUGGUUAUGGAGGAGUAAACUUUGUGCAGGACCUUCUGCCUUCUUAAUUUCAAUUUUGAUAGAAAGAGGGCUUCAACAUUUGAAGUAGUGGCUAAGUUUCAAUAUCACAGGCAUCGGCUUGUCUGGUGUGUGACUCCAACCUUCCUCUUCCUUGUUUUUGUAGCAUUUGACAUUGCAUCUGCUCCACAAUGUGUUAUUACCUGUUUUAAUGACACAACAAUGCUUUUGUAAAACAGUUAGUUGUGACAAACUGUUAGUUUAGUUAUUACAAGGGCUAUUCAGAAAGUAGGGAACAUUUUGACAUUUAAAAGAAGCUAAGUACAAGAAAUACAUUUUAUUAUAUACAUCUGAAAGAGCAACUGACUUACUACUUCUCCAUAUAGUCACCGAACACAUUGAGGCACUUAUCAUAGUGGUGGACAAAGUUUUCAAAGACAUUCUUCGUAAAAUUUUGCUGUCUGAGCAGCCAUUGAGUCACGCCCGCCUGGAGUUCCACGUCGUCAUCAGAGUGCUGCAUUGCCAGUUCAUCAUCUUGGGAAAUAAAUGAAAGUCGGUUGGUGCAAGAUUGGGGCUGUAGGGCAGUUGAGGCAAAAUUUCCCAUUUGAAUGAAUUAAGGAGUUCUUUAGCGUGGUUUGCCAUGCGAGGUCGGGCAUUGUCGUGCAAAAACAAGAGUUUGGAUGUCCCUCAGCAUUUGUACUGAUCUGCUCUUCUAAGGCUGUGCAAUGUUUGACAGUACUGGGCAAAAAUAUGGUUGCUCCAUAUUCGAGAAAAUCAAUAAGAAGCACACCUUGUCUAUCCCAAAACACUGUCGCCAUCAACUUCCUUGCCAACAAGGUUUGCAAACAUUUUCUUGGUUUUUAGGGGGCCUUGGGUGCCCCCCACUCCAUGGACUGUAAUUUUGUCUCGCAGUUGACGUGUUUCACCCAAGUCUCAUCACCGGUUACGAUUAAGUCCUGUAAUGAAUCACCACGUAUGUGGUAGGCCUCCAGAAAUGAUAACGUUGCUCCCAUUCGCUGUUCUUUAUGGUGCUCUGUUAGCAUUUUGGGCACCCAUCAUGCACAAAAUUUGUGGUAGCCUAGCUUUUAGUGUCAAUUUCAGACAACAAAGUCUGUGAAACUUGUGGAAAAGAAAGCGAAAGCUCCGUUAUUGUGAAGCGAGGGUUUUCACUAAUCAUUUCAUCAACUUUAACGCCAAGUUCAUCAGUCACAGUGCUCGGGCGUCCACUCUUCUCUUCAUCAUGAACAUUGGUUUGGCCAUUUUUAAACUGAAAGCACCAGUUCCAGAUGGAACUUUUGUUCAUUACAUUGUUUCCAUAUACAUCACACAGUUCACGAUAAAUUUCUAUAGGUUUUAGGUUUUUUGCCAACAAAAACCAUAUCACAGACAGCACCUCACAACUAGUGGGAUUUUCAAUUGCAGCGUACUUUUCAAAUUCAAAUAUAAAAAGAACCAGACAUGCAGAGAUGUGCCCGUUGUCACAGAUGGAUGCUGACUGAGCUGCCGAGCAUGCACAUACCAAAAUAUUCGCAAUCGGCGUGUGCCUAGCAUGUUAGAUGGAAACAUUCCCUACUUUCUGAAUAGCCCUCAUAUAAAGAGAUAGCUUGGCUGGCCAAUAUGUCUCUGUAAUCAUCAUAUUUUUCUGAAUGAAAUUUUCGUUUUGACACAGUACUUAUUAUUCGUUACAGUCAUAGGGGAAACAUAUAGUGCUUCCCUCUCAAUUAAAAUAUGCAAAGUUUACAGGUUAUGCAUAAACUUAUGGAAUGUAGAUGUCGAAGGUGGUGUUGGAAAGGAACAGAUAAUUCAUACCGUCUAAUAAUAUUGUUGGGUAACUCUAAAUGAUGACAUUGUUGGGUAGUUAUAUAAUUCUGACUUUAAUUAUCAGUGAAAGUGAUUAGUCAUUGUAUUCCUGUUGUGUGUUUGGGUGGUGGAAUAAAUACACUCAAAUGCAAAAAGAGAGAGACAAGGUGGAGGAAUUAUCCAAAUGGGACAAAAAUCAGUAGAUGGUAUACAUAUUUACAGGCAAACAAAUGAUCACAAUAUCAGAAAAAUUGGGUGAUUUGUUCAAGAGAAAAAGCUUCACAAAUUGAGCAAGUCAUUGAUGCAGUGGUCCAUCUCUUGCCCUUAUGCAAGGAGUUAUUCAGCUUAGUAUUGAUUGAUACAGUUGUUGGAUGUCCUCCUGAAGGAUAUUGUGCCAAAUUCUGCCCAAUUGGCACAUUCAAUCAUAAGAAUCCCGAAAUGGUUAGAGGCCAUACCCAUAAUGCUCCAAAUGUUUUCAGUUGGGUAGAGUGUCAGCAACCUUGCUGAUCUGGGUAGGUUUUGAUGAGCACGAAGAUAAAUUGUAGAGACCCUUGCCACUGAUGGGCGGACAUUAUCUUGCUGGAAUGUGAGCCCAGGAUGACUUGCAAUGAAGGGCAACCAUAGGGGCAUAGAAUGUUGUAAACAUACCGCUGUGCUUUAAGGUUUCUGCAGAUGACAGACUAAAGGAGUCUUGACAUGAAAAGAAAUACCACCCCAGGUUGUUGGGCUGUAUGGCGGACAACAGUCUGGUUGGUGUUCCACCACUGUCCAGAGUGUCUCCAGGCAUGCCUUUGCUGGUUAUUGGGGCUCAGUUCAAAGUGCAACUCAUCACUGAAGACAAUUUUAUUCCAGUCAAGGAGAUUCCAGGCUGAAGACAUGUCUGGAGACACCCUGGACAGCAGUGGAAUACCAGCCAUACAGUGCAACAGUCAGGAGUGAUGGUGUGGGGGGUUAUUUCAUUUCGUAGCAGGAUCCCUUUGGUUGUUAUCUGCAGCAUCCGUACAGCACUGUGGUACGUUGUUGAUUUUCUACAUCGUGUUUUGUUGUCCUUCACGACAAGCCACCCUGAGCUUAAAUUCCAGCAAAGUAAUGCCUGCUCACGUACAGCGAGAGUUUCUACUGCUUGUCUUUGUGCUUCCCAAACCCUACCUUGGCUAUCAAGGUUUCUGAAUAUCUCCCCAGUUGAGAACGUUUGGAGUAUCAUGGGAAGGGCCCACUAACAAGACCAUUGAACCUAUAUAACACUUUAUAAAUCAGUGCAAAGUCAAACAAAUGCUUGCAUAAGGGCUAGAGGUUGAUCAAUGUGCUAAUGACUUCCUGAGUUUGUGACCCUCUUUCUCUUGAAUAAGUUGUCCAAUUUUUCUGAAUUACAAUCAUUUGUUUGUACAUGUACAUCAGUCCUACUGAUUUUCAUCCAAUUCAGAUAAGUCCUUUGUGGUGCGUAAUUUUGUUCGUCUUUGUAACUGUAUCAUGUGGAUGACUAAUGUAACUGUGUAUUCACUGUUGUGUCAAGUAUUUUUUAUAUUGUAAUUGUGGGAUAUGCUAUCACAUUGCCUCCUGCAGUCAAAAAAUUUAGGAAUUUUGUUUGGCAGGCAGAACACAAAAGCCACACUAUGCCUUGCCAUCACUUAUAGAAUAUUCUCUUCUUAAUUUCUUUCACGCUGAAAAUUAUUUCCAUUGCCAAGCACUACUAGAUAUCACAGCUUCAUCGUAUGUAAGCACUAAUUAAACUAUGUUUAAAACUACUUACAUUAUGAUCACCUUGGGUUAAAACUGCUCCAUGGAGAUUUUGCUCAUUCUAAUUUACUUGACUUCUUUGAGUUUGUUACAAAUUUGGCCUGGAAACUGUAAUGCAGACUGGGUGCAAAGUAGACAAGUACAAGUAUUUACUGAGCAAUAUAUAUCUGAAUGUAACAUUCUAAGCCUCUUUGUUUUGCCUUUGUAUUGGGUUGUUUGCAACAGACCAAGAGCUGGUUGUACAUGAUUUGUUAACAAUGUAUAAUUAUUGUUAACAUCAAUAACUAUUGUAUUAGUUAUUUACUGUUUGUGUUGGCUGACCUGGUAUUUGUCAUCGUACAAAACCAGAUCUGUUUUUCAACGUUCAGUUCUUUCUAGAACUUUUUUACAUAACUUGACGUCUGAGACAGCGAUUUGUUUAUGUGAAAAAAAAAUUGUGCUGUGGUACAGAUUUUAUGAUAGUUGUAGGACACUUAUACCGGAUAGAUUAACCAAUUUGAAAGAAAGCUGUGACAGGUAAAUAGGACUAUGCCCAAUAAAACACCGUAGCAUUCAGAACAACCUUGGAGUUUAUUACAGCUUUGCUUUUACUACUUGUAGAUUACACUGAAUCAUGGCUUAUUAAUAUACACCCCUUGAUAUUUCAAGGUGCUAUUACUGCUGAAAUCCUAUUUUACAUACUGUUUACAACAAUCAUAGUUAAGGAAAGCCAAACACUCGUACAGAUGAUCAGUGAAUUUUCCGUAGGCACAUGCAACCAAAUCAGAAACUCGAAUUAGCUUUCAAAAAUUCAGUGUUUCUGCUUGUCUAAGAAGUAGUACACUGUGUGUGUGUGUGUGUGUGUGUGUGUGUGUGUGUGUGUGUGUGUGUGUGUGUGAGAGAGAGAGAGAGAGAGAGAGAGAGAGAGAGAGAGAGAGAGAGAGAGAGGGUGGGGGGGGGGGGGGGGGGAAGACUACUUAGACUAGAAACAAACAUGAAAGCUAGUGUGAUUUUCUGAUCUUUUACAUGUGUCUGUUCAUCAGAUAUCUGCAAGUGAAUUUUGGGGUUUUCUCAAUAAUGUUUGCAGUUGCUGUCCCAGAAUGUAAAUUCAUGUAAUAUUUAUGUACACAUGACUAUUUUUCACUGAACUUGCUGUUGUUAAACACUCACACACAGCCCAGAAAAGUUUGUUUGGGAAAUUUGAAAAGGCCUCCAGAGAAUCAUUCUUCUGUUUUUACUUUUAUUUAAUCCAGUGUAAAUUCAUAUCCUCAUUAAUUGUCACACUAAGGAAUAGAGCCAUUGACACAUUCAAUAUUACUAGAAAAUUUGUGUCCUACAGUAGUAUUUGUGAUAAUGACAAUCAAUUAAAUGUAUGCAGGAAGAGCUGUGAAAAUAAGAAUACUAUCUGAAAGCACUUGCAUCAAAGACAGACAUUUUGAACAGUGGCAAAUGUAAGCAAAUGCAUUUCAUUCCUUUUAAAGUUAGACAAGGAAUGAAGCAGAGCAUAAGUGAAAGUGACUUUUAGCCUAUGAGAAGCAGUGCCUGUCUUGAAAGUAAUAAUUUGUUGCUUAAAAAUUAGUAACAUAUGUCUAAUUAGCCUGUAGGAACAUUGUAAGUAUUUUUCUCACUGCAAUGAUGGAUCUUAUUAACAGUUAGAUUUGUAAUAUUGUGAGAAACACUGCUUCUCACAGUAUUGUCAUGCAGUUUGUGGCCUGUCAGUAUAGGAGCUCUACUUACCUCCUGCCAUUCAUCAAAAUGAUCAUGGUGUUAUCAGUAUUGUUGUUGACUGUGAUGCAGCUGUCAUAUUUAUUACUUUGUAUACUCUCCAAUUUGUUGUGCUGCUUAUUUAUACUUCCUAAAACCUAUAAAUACAGGAUAUUGUUUACUUGUUUAUGUAAUUUUGUCUUCUUCAUUAAUGUGUUGUGUGAUGCAAGUAAAUCAUUGUUUGUUUAAAGUUUUUUGUGGUGUUCCAUGCAUUUGUCUUUCUUUUAUAUGAUUUCCACUGUAAUUGUUACAGCCUUGAUCUUUUGAAAUGUAUUCUUGAGUGUCAUGCAUGUUUUUACUAGUAAGAAAAAAGGCCACAGUCUGUUUCACUUAUUGCAUUUAUUCCAGUUUUAAUUUCUAUUGACUGAGAUUUAUAUGUAUAAUCUCAGGCUCUACUUUAAAAUUUUUUCAGAUCUGCUUUGUUCCCUCAAAAACAAACGUACUUUAGUCACAUCUCUAAUGUCUUUAAAUAUGUCUGUGUUUGUGAUGGUUUUUGAAGGGGAAUUUGGCAUUGUCAUUAACAUUGCUGGGUGGUUUCAUUUAUCCUGGUAAAUCUGUUGAAUGAAGUCUAAAUAUACAGAUUUGCCUAAACUGUACCUGUGUGUUCAUUUAUCACAAUAUGAUUAUUUUUAAAAAUAAAUUAAGGCUUAAUCAGA